Molecule: messenger RNA, 1127 nt
Organism: Aphanomyces invadans
Lineage: Eukaryota; Oomycota; Saprolegniomycetes; Saprolegniales; Verrucalvaceae
Product: serine/threonine protein kinase
Exons: 1
Coding region: 153-1070 (305 amino acids)
Biological process (GO): protein phosphorylation
Molecular function (GO): protein kinase activity; ATP binding
Source: RefSeq, a predicted model, not a curated record
GCAGCGUGUGCUAGUGGCCUCAGUGGGAUUCUCGUGGUAGGUUUGCGUUGUACAGUGGUCGGCGCUGGGCGCGUCUGCAGUGGGACGCCCGUGGCACAGAUCAGAGUCGCCCCAAUCCUGGAUUUGCCUCGGACAUCGUACGCAUUCGUGCCAUGUACACUGUCGUAGCCCACAUCGCGACCGCUGCCAACGGCGGCAUCUGGCUUUGCCGCAACGCCAAGGGCCGCCAGUCCGCCGUCAAGCGGUGCGAAGUUGGCCAGAGCUUCACAUCGAGCGCCGGCACGACCGGCGACGACGACAUCGAGUUGUCGCGGACGAUCGACAUGGAACGUACCAUCAACCUGACUCUGCAAAAGCAUCGCCACCGGCACAUUCUCGAGAUGGAAGACUACUUUGAAGUGGACGGGUUCCACCAUCUUGUGUUCGAGUACUGUCCGAACGGCGACCUCCUCUCGUGCAUGAAAGCGCUCCCGGCCGGUCGGUUUCCGCAGGCGCAAGCGAUCCACUACAUGCGCCAGAUCGUGUCGGCCGUCCACCACAUGCACACCCACGGGAUAGCGCACCGAGAUUUGUCGCUGGAGAACGUUUUGCUCGACAACGACCGCGCGUGCAAAGUGUGCGACUUUGGCCUGGCCGUCGCCGUGCCCAGCGUCCACGACGACGCGGUCGGGAAGCUCAACUACAUGGCCCCCGAAGUGUAUGCUGAAAUGGAAUACGACCCGCGCGCCGCGGACGUGUGGUCGCUCGGGAUGAUGCUGUUCAUCAUGAUCACGGGCGUGCCACUCGUCCACGUGCCCGACGAAGCAGCCGACAAACGGUUUGGCAUGUUGACGCAGUUUGGCGUGUUGGCCCUCGUGAACCGGUGGAAGUUGGAAGGUCUGUUCUCGGAGCCAGUGCUGGAACUGAUCGAGCGCAUGCUCGAGCUCGAUCCGGCCCGAAGAAUCCAAGUCGUCGGCGUCAAGAAGGCGCUGGGCAAACUCAAGCGAGCCAUCCACCCGACAGAGUUUCGCACGACGUCCAACGCGCGACUCGCCGCCUUCCUCGCUCCCCUGCGACGGUGGCUGCUGUAGCCAUCCCGGUCGAUAUGUCUGUAGUGUUUGCUAUUUAAUCCAUCUCCCAUCCGUCGA